AUGGACAACCUCAAUGUGGCCGAGUUAGUCGAGCGUCUCGGUAGCGAUGAGGAUGCCGUGCGCAAAAUGGCCGUGUUCAAGCUUCAGGGCAACGUCGGCGACCCGUCUUUCGCUGAAUUGUUUAUUAUUGAGGGGGGGCUGACCCGCCUGCGAUACCUGACCCUGCAUGCUAACGGGAAUACACUGGCUUACAGUCUGACCAGUUUUGCUCGCCUGCUGGAGGUGGACAAAGGAUGGGAGUGUGUUGACCAGGAGUUGGUUGAACGGAUCGUGGAACUUAUCGUCACUCAUCCGCUGGUCAACAUCCUCCGUGGCGCGAUGUCGAUUCUCGUGUCGAUCGUGUCCCACCCACACACUGGGGUUCGCGCGUCGCAAGUGGACCAAUAUGGCUUUCGUGCAUUGAAACCGGCCAUCGCCAUCUUUCCCCAAUUCCUCGAGAUGCUCGUGAGCAGACUGUCAUCUGCAGACCAUGCCCUGUGCGCCAAUGCGCUGCAGUUGAUCAAUUCCUUGAUGCGCGACUCGAUUACACACGACUCGGAGGCAGAGUGGCCCAAGUUUAUUCAGAAACUGCAAGACCUCGGCGUGAUUCGGGCUGUCUAUAUGUUGAUGCAGGAUUCGGCUCUCCAGGAUCUCGCCCCGCCUCUUCUUGAAUUCCAAUCCCUCACCAAAGUCCUUCUGCGUAAGUGGCGAGACAUCCCCCUGAAUCAGGAGAAGCCGGAACACCGCAGAGCCCUGAAAGGAAUCUAUCUCGCCAGCAACCCUAGCAAGUGUGUUGAUGAGACUCUCGAAAAUGGAGAGGAGGCCCGGCGGUCCAAACGACAUCACCCAGAGAAGUGGCGUCGCUUGGGAUUCGAAUCGGAGAGCCCCGUGGCGGAAUUCUACGAGGUCGGAUUCUUGGGGAUGAUGGAUCUGGCCGACUAUGUCCGCAGUCACCAGGAUGAAUACCAGAAGAUGCUUCUCGAACAAUCGACAAAACCCUCUCGCCAACGCUGUCCGAUUGCCCAAGCCUCCUUGGCUGUGACAUCCAUCUUGUAUGAGCAUUUCGAAGUGGACAAGUCGGAAAUGGAAGAUUCUAAGAGCUAUAUGCUUCUGGAAUCACGAUCCAGUCUCGACAAAUUGUUCAGACCCCUUCUGCUCCACUGGACUCGACUCCACGUGUCAGGUUUACAGGCCUUCUUCCGCCUCUGGAAAGCAACCGCGGCGGAAACGGAGGAUCUCGACAAACUCGUCGAGCUGGUCCGUAUUCUGAUCGAAUCCGUGGUGGGUGGUGCCGCCCGUACGAAGGACGUACAAGAUAUCGAAGAGGAGCUCGCGAACUUUGAAUACCCGCGACUCCGAGAGCUGCAGAUGGAACUUCUGGAACUCACGUACGAGGAUGCCUGGGGCCAACACUUGCGCCAGGUACGUGAUGAGCUUCACCAUGAAGCCUUGCAGUUUGUCAAGGAACAACGGAUUCGUUGUCUGCUUCAGGGCGCCUGGUUUUCCCUCGAAUCUCACUCCAAGUCCGAUUCCGGGCCGAUUCCCCGAUCCUCAGCCUCCUAUCAAUAUAUCCAAUUAUCGCACAACCGACGAUACCUGCAUUUUGGCGAGUUCGACUCGAUGGAUGACCGUGCUCCGGAGCUAGAUGAACUCCCUGACAAGAUUGACCUCUCCAUCGUUUCCUCGGUGGUUUCGAAUGUCUCCACCACUCCCGAUUAUUCUUCGUCGUCUACCGUCAAGACGGCUCCUCGUCAGGCCUCCACUAAAAUUACCAUCCAUGGCUAUGCAUCGUCUUCGACCACGGGGCAUUCGAGGGGCCAUGGCCAUACCCGCACGGGCAGCCGAUCUACCCAGAAGGAGGUGGUUCUCCUCAUCCUUCGGCCUGCUUCCCAUAGUGUGGCCUCUGAGUGGCUUGAUGGUCUCCUUAUGCUACUCAACCAACAGCCUAUCACUGCGGAGACCACUAAGUUGAUCGAUUUAGUCAGUAACUACGGGCUGAAAAUCCGUCUCCUGAAUGUUCGGUUUGACGAUGCUACGUUCGCUGGCGAAGCGCCUCCUGUACCCGUACGAGACGGGCUAGAUGAAGAUUAUUACUAUGACGUCUUUGGUGGUGUAUAA
Molecule: messenger RNA, 2097 nt
Organism: Penicillium macrosclerotiorum
Lineage: Eukaryota; Fungi; Ascomycota; Eurotiomycetes; Eurotiales; Aspergillaceae
Product: ELMO/CED-12 family protein
Exons: 3
Coding region: 1-2097 (698 amino acids)
Biological process (GO): cell motility; actin filament organization
Cellular component (GO): plasma membrane
Source: RefSeq, a predicted model, not a curated record